Molecule: messenger RNA, 324 nt
Organism: Oreochromis niloticus (Nile tilapia)
Lineage: Eukaryota; Metazoa; Chordata; Actinopteri; Cichliformes; Cichlidae
Product: major histocompatibility complex class I-related gene protein-like
Exons: 1
Biological process (GO): immune response
Cellular component (GO): external side of plasma membrane
Source: RefSeq, a predicted model, not a curated record
UCAGAGACUCACUCCCUCACUUACAUCUACACGGCGCUCUCCAAACCUGUCGGCCUCCCGGGCAUCCACGAGUUCACAGCCAUGGGUUUGCUGGACGACAAGAUGAUCGACUACUUUGACAGCGAAAAUCAGGAGAAAGUUCCCAAACAGCAGUGGAUGAGAGAGCGUUUACCUGCUGAUUACUGGGAUAAAGGCACACAGUCCCGCAAGAGCAAGCAGCAGUGGUUCAAGGUCAACAUCGGCAUCCCUCGCGAGAGGGAAGCAGUUGUCUCCAACCCACUUCAGCUUCCCCCUGCAGGCUGCUUUUAUUGUUUACACUCAUGA